CACAAAGGUGUCAUCGGGCUGGUGGCUUUGUACCUGGUGUUCGGUUAUGGAGCCUCUCUCCUCUGCAACCUGAUAGGAUUCGGCUACCCAGCCUACAUCUCAAUUAAAGCCAUAGAGAGUCCCAACAAAGAAGAUGAUACCCAGUGGCUGACCUACUGGGUGGUGUACGGUGUGUUCAGCAUUGUCGAAUUCUUCUCUGACCUCUUCUUGUCAUGGUUCCCCUUCUACUACAUGCUGAAGUGCGGCUUCCUGCUGUGGUGCAUGGCUCCCAGCCCGUCCAAUGGAGCGGACCUGCUCUACAAACGCCUCAUCCGUCCUGUCUUCCUGAAGCACGAGUCCCAGCUAGACAAUGUGGUGAACGACUUGAAGGACAAAGCCAAAGAGACUGCAGAUGCCAUCACUAAGGAAGCCAAGAAAGCUGCCGUGAAUUUACUGGGUGAAGAAAAGAAGAGCACCUAAACCACUGACUGGAUGGACCGUUCUGCCCUCUCUGUACCUUCUGUUAGAGCUUGAUGUCAUAUUAGGAACUGUGGUAUAAUCACUUUAAUAAUGUUGCCUUGGAAGCAUUUUUGAUAUAUUAAAAAAAGGAAUGUGUUUUAAGUUUUUGCUUACUUUUACAGUCUGUAUACAUAGAGAGCAUUUUAACUUAAAUUUAAUGCAAUGGGCAGUGUCCAGAUUUUUUGAAAAUGUAUUUUACUUCAGGGUAGGAAAAGACGUUACCAUCCUGCAGGAACUAUAAACUUAAAAAUGUAUGUACCCCCCAGGCUUUGUACUUCAGUGGGCUCUCUCUGCAUGCCUUUUCUCUGUAUGUGUAUUUUAGGAUAGUCUUUAAGGUUCUCCUUCAUGUAUUGUACAAUUUUGUAUUAAAUGUUUUUCAUGUAUCUGUGCGUAAGUAUGUAGGGAAAUGUUACUGUCUGCUGCAUGCAUAAUGCUCAUGGGAGUACCUGCCAAAGGCUGAGGGUUCCAUUGUGCUGGUGUGAUCUGUAAAAUAAUACUUCAGGAAAUUAAUACAAAUGCAUAAUGUUUCAGAUGAACAGUUAAGUGAUAAAUGAGGUGGAAUAGCUUUGUAAAGCAGUUUAGUGAUAAAUGGGGAAAUGUAAACAUACAUCAUGCUCCCAGAUCCUGAACUAGUAAUGUUGUCUUGUAGCUUUUUAAAAAUUGGCUGAUAACUUUUGAUUUGUCUGUUUUUAAGAUGCUAUAGAGGAAACCCUCCCUGGUUUCACCUUCAUAGCUGCGUAACAUGUUGAUUCAGUCUUGUUUCUUUCCUAGUCUUUAUAAACAGUUCAAGGAACCUCCAGAGACUUGCCCACCUCUGAUUCACAUGUACCUUCUUGUUUUUAUCAUUAGCAACUACAUGCUAAUGAUGACACCAAGCUCUACGAGCAAGUCUCAGAGAAUGAAAGGAAGUAUGAUAUAACCCGUAAUCCAGUUGGCAGUGGUUAAGGAAUCUGCCCUCACCUUCUUCCCUGGCCUUUAAGGUCAAACACCAGAGGCUUCCCUAGUUUACAAGACAGAAUCAUUUGUAGUCCAUUUAAAUGCCUUCAUCUUUAUGCUUUGUUUUGAUAAACUGCAUAUAACCUCAUAGUUCAAGUACAGAACAAAAAGUUAAAAUUAAUGUCACUAACUUGAUUAGCCAAAUAGCUUAUAGGGACCUUGACAACUUGUCUGUACUGGAGAAUCUGAACUUUACACCCACCACACUGCUGGGAUUGCUGGGAGCCUUCUGAACCAGACUAAACUAACUAAAACAAGAGUAUAACAAAACUAACAAAAUUAAAUAUCCAGGCCUGUAAAAUAAUUUUGAAGGCAAAUAAAGAUGAUUAAUUCUCUUAGAUAAUGAUUAGGUAAAAUCAUAACAAUGUCUCAUUAUGUAAAAAGUAUCACAGGUAUCAAAAAUAGAGACAGUAUCACCCAAAUAUUAUACUAGGGAUGAAGGCAUUUAUUUUUGGCGGGAGGAUGUGAUGAUGGUACAGCAUCUUAUUAUACUUACCUUAAAAAAAACUUUUAGAAAGUAAACAAUUCGUUGUUAUUGGAAGAAAAUCAAGCCUUAGGUUAAAAAAAAUACCUCUGGGAGUAUUUAAAUCCCCUUCCCCAUAAAUAAAGUAUGCCUUUCUUAAUGGCAGAAGAAUGAAAACAGCAACUUCUAGCAUAUGAAUAUAUAGUCAGAUUGUUGGCAUACAGGAUAUGUAAGUUUUAGUGUACAAAAUAUCAGGCAAGAUGGGGAAGCAUAAAAGUUAUUUUGCUCGUAACUACUUACAGGCUAAUGUAAGUUUAGAAACUACAAUAUUAAGAAAAUUCUGAGUGCAAUUUUUUUUAAUUCCUAUACAUUCUGUAAGCUUUUCCUACACAUUCUGUAAGAAAUUUUAGUUACUGUUUCUGGCACUCAACAUGUACAUAUUAAUAACAGAAGUUAUGAGUUGAGCAAUUCUGUCUCAUUUUAGAUUUCCCAAAUAAUAUAGUGCCAUGGCUAGAGUAUUUGAAAAACUAAUUGAGCCUGUGUCAAGUGAUAAGACAAGCACUUAUUUGUACAUGAACGGUAUUUCAGGGAUAUGUAAAGUCAACGAAUUCCUACAAUUCUUCUACCUAAAAGCUUCAGAGCCACAGUUACUGCUACUCUGGGGAGUCUUCUACCUACAGCCUGAAGAAAAUGAGCAUAGCCUUUAAAUAAGUGACCACCUAUCCUGAAGAUGUGAUAUAUUAAAUGGAAAUGGAUGUAAAUAAAAUUCCAUUAUCUUA
Vicugna pacos (alpaca) is the source of this 2736-nucleotide messenger RNA. The record is from RefSeq and is a predicted model, not a curated record. Lineage: Eukaryota; Metazoa; Chordata; Mammalia; Artiodactyla; Camelidae.